Molecule: messenger RNA, 1488 nt
Organism: Phacochoerus africanus (Common warthog)
Lineage: Eukaryota; Metazoa; Chordata; Mammalia; Artiodactyla; Suidae
Gene: ENPP7
Product: ectonucleotide pyrophosphatase/phosphodiesterase 7
Exons: 6
Coding region: 1-1488 (495 amino acids)
Source: RefSeq, a predicted model, not a curated record
AUGGGCCACCCAGCUGUCCUUCUCACUGUGGCUCUGGCCACCCUCCUGGCUGCAGCAGCAGGGGCACCCAUCCUCAGGCAGGGCUCUCGGAACAAGCUGCUGCUGGUAUCCUUCGACGGUUUCCGCUGGAACUAUGACCAGGACGUGCACACUCCCAACCUGGACGCCAUGGCGCUGGACGGGGUGAAGGCUCGCUACAUGACCCCGGCUUUUGUCACCUUGACCAGCCCCUGCCACUUCACCCUGGUCACUGGCAAAUACAUCGAGAACCACGGGGUGGUUCACAACAUGUACUACAACACGAGCAGCAAGGUGAAGCUGCCUUAUCACACCACACUGGGCAUCCAGCACUGGUGGGACAACGGCAGCCUGCCCAUCUGGAUCACAGCCCAGAGGCAGGGCCUAAAGACGGGCUCCUUCUUCUACCCGGGCGGGAAUGUCACCUACCAAGGCGAGGCCGUGACGCUGAGCCGGAAGGAGGGCGUCCUGCACAACUACAAGGACGAGGCGGAGUGGAGGGCCAACAUCGACACCGUGAUGAAGUGGUUCACAGAUGAGGGCCUGGACCUGGUCACGCUCUACUUCGGGGAGCCAGACUCCACGGGUCACAAGUACGGCCCCGAGUCGCAGGAGAGGAAGGAGGUGGUGAUGCAGGUGGACAGGACCGUGGGCUACCUCCGGGACAGCAUCCGGCACAGCGGCCUGGAGAGCAGCCUCAACCUCAUCAUCGUGUCCGACCACGGCAUGAGCACCGUCCGCAAGAAAGCCGACGACCUGGUGGAGUUCCACCAAAUCGCUAACUUCACGUUCAAGGACAUUGAGUUUGAGCUCCUAGACUACGGACCAAACGGGAUGCUGCUCCCCAAGGAGGGGCUGCUGGAAAAGGUGUACGAGGUCCUCAAGGACGCCCACCCCCGACUCCACGUCUACAAGAAGGAGUUCUUCCCCAAGUCCUUCCACUACGCCAAUCACCCCCGGGUCACCCCCCUGCUCAUGUACAGCGAUCUCGGCUACGUCAUCCAUGGGCGACUGAACGUGCAGUUCAACAUGGGGGAGCACGGCUUUGACAACGGGGCCAUGGACAUGAAGACCAUCUUCCGGGCCGUGGGCCCCAGCUUCAGGAGGGGCCUGGAGGUGGAGCCCUUCGAGAGCGUCCACGUGUACGAGCUCAUGUGCCGGCUGCUGGGCAUCGUGCCCGAGGCCAACGACGGGCUCCUCAGCACGCUGCUGCCCACGCUCAGCUCCGAGGCCAGUGGCGGGUUGCUCAGCACCUCACUGGCCAUGACCCCGUCAGCACACUGUGCAUCUCGGCUGCGCAGGCGGAGAGACGCAAGCAGCCUUGUGGAGGAUGGGGAGACUGAGGGCCAGAGGAGCCGGGGCUUUGCCCACGGGACAGGCCUUCCGGGGUCUGCUCUCCUGCCAAGUGGCCGACCCCCCUUGGUGACAGGACUGCUGGUGGCUGCAGUUCUUCUGGCCAGGGUCUCAUAA